CCACUGAGGGCGCUGUAGACUUGUUUUAUUUCUCGCUGACACGUUCACAGCAACAAGACUUGUGUUUCAGUUUUGAUCGAAACACGUCUUAAUUCUAGUUGGUACAGAUUAUGACAGCAAACGGUCGAGGAACGAUGAGACCCCAAGGUCGUACACCACCUUUUCUCCUAAUUGGCCUCUUGGUAGUUAUGUGUAUCCUUGGGUACAGUUACUGGAGUGUUGCAAGUACGAGCAGCGACCAAGCCUUACAAAUCGUGACACUCCAAGAUGAAGUUAGGAUACUGUCAACGCGAAAAAUGGAAGCUGACAAACGAAGUGAGGCUUCUAAUGACAAAGCUGGUGCUCUCGAGAAGCGAAACGCAGGUUUGGUGGCUGAGAUGCAAGAAAAAAUUAGAGCAGUAGAAUCAGUUAAAAAUGAACUCGGUCGAAAAGAAGACGAACUGAAGAAUUCGAACACUGAACUUGACAACAAAGGAGCAUCACUGACUAAAUGUGAACAGGACUCCAAUGGGAUUAAAGAAGAGCUCCAGAAAUUGAAAGAGGAGACUGAGUCUCUCAAGGGGAGUAUGGACAAGAAGCCAGCACAGUGUGAUCAGAAUGCCUGUGAAGAACCUAUCAAGAACAUUCUGACUGUGCUGGUGAACAGUUUGGGCAGGCAGCAGAUCAUUGGCACACUUCAGAACAGCGGCAUCGACGCCAACAAGUUUAUCCCUGCUGAAGCAGGCCAGCCACAGAAUGGUGAUCAACAGCCACCGUACAACCAGGGACAGAACCCUGCUGGACAGAACCCUGCUGGACAGAACCUUGCUGGACAGAACUCUGCAGGAGAGAACCAGCCUGGUCAGAACCCUGCUGGACAGAACCUUGCUGGACAGAACCCUGCUGGAGAGAACCAGCCUGGUCAGAACCCUGCUGGACAGAACCCUGCAGGAGAGAACCAGCCUGGUCAGAACCUUGCUGGACAGCCACAAGUGCUAAAUCCACCACAGAAUCCUGCUGAUCAGCAACAGCCACAGAAUCCUGCCAAUCAGCAACAGCUACAAAUUCCUGCUGAUCAGCAACAGCCACAGAACCCUGCCAAUCUACAGCCACCCCAGAAUGGUGCCGAUCAACCACCCCUUAAACCUGAUCAACAAGCACCCCAGAAUCCUGCCGAUCAACCUCAGCAGGGACUCAAUGUUGUUCAGCAACCUAACUUGAAUCAGGAUGGAAAUCAAGGUGACAAGGACCCUGCUAACCAGGAAGAUCCUUUGCACCCUGCCACCCCUAUGAUUGAUUGGAGAGGCCACCCAAUUCCUUUGCUAGUUGGUGAUGGAGACAACAUUGUCUUUGAUCGUGAGGAGGUCGAUGGCAAGGAAGCUCACAAAGAGGGUGACGAUAAACUCAAGUUUGAACCUCUUAGAGAAGACCUGAAAGAGCCGUCAGAUUUAGAGAGGGAAGAAGAUGCCAUAGACCGUAUGAAAGACAAUAUGGCACUUGAUGACAAGAAACCAGAAGGAUCAUACAAGAUUGAAGAAAGUGAAGGAAUAUAGACAUAAACUGUAGUAUACUUAGUUAAUGACCACUUAAUAUUUAUUGCAAGAUAUCUGAUGGCUUUUUUUGUUUUUAAAGAAUUUUUUUAUUUAGUUUAUUUAUGCCAUUUAUCUAUGAAACAAUAAUCAGGGCAAAGUCAUGUCUUCAUGUUUCUGAAAGAUUCUUAAAAAUUCAAGACUACCUGAUUAUACAUUUUACUUUUAGAAGUGUUUUUCUAAACAUUUAUGUUGCUGUGGUCAAGUUACAUGAGAGAAAUCCAACAACGAAUAGCUGGUAUUAUGCAAAAUUGAAAAUAUCAAUUCUUAAGAGUAUUAUUUGAAGUCACUCGACCAUGUAGACUGGCAGACCGAUUUGUGCUGUCUGUUGUUGGCUGUUUGUGAUGGACAUGUUGCUUGCUUCAGUAUUCAGGGAAUGUGAUAAUGUUGCUGAGACUAGACAUCUUAGUAAUGCUUCAACUUCUGCAAAAUACACACUUGGGAAGCUAACAGGGAUACAGAUACCGUAUUUAAUGUAUUUAGCGCUGAAUUUUGUAUUAAGUAUCUAGUGAAGGACAUUUAAUAACAUGAAAAUAAUGGACACCUGAGAAGGAUGUAAGUCUCUAACAUUGAAAAUAUUUUUAUACUGUAGGGAUAGUUUGGAGCAGGAUCCAUAGUUCAAUACAGUAUCUUUGCUUUUUGAUUUUUUUUUUCAGCUAUAGAUUUAGAUUAUUUUAUUGUAUCUGAGAAUAUUGGGUUUUUCCAUAUGGUCAGCUGUUAAUGCAUGCACGGGUUUGUUGUGCCACAAGGUAUACCUACAUCAGGAAUGUUUAACUAUCGCACAAAGUGUUUGUGGCGUUAUGACAUCAUAACUCCAUAGUUUUUGCAUACUGUUAUGAAUGUCGUAGCGCUACAAUCACAAUGUGAAUUGGGACCUUGAAUUUGGAUUUAUGGUGCAUUUUCAAGUUGAAAUCUCCAUUCACUAGCUUUCAGUCUUUAAAUGUACUUAUUGCCAUUAUUAGUACCAUCUGCAACAUAUGCACUUAUCAGAGUUCACACAAAUAUAUACUUUCCAAUCUCACCAGGGGCUUGCUGUGUCCUUGAGAAAGUCAUAUCUUAUCAUUGGACAAUUGACAUGUUCACUUUGCAACAUGGAAAAAUGUGUAAAAAAUGCUUAGGAGGGAGAAAAGCAUUGUUAUCUUAGAAUUUUCGAUGUUAUUAAUGUUUCUUUAAGGGAAAGAUAAUGUAGCAGUUCAAAGAAAGUAUAAUGGAAUAAGUAUAUCAGUAGUUUAAUGAGUUGCUUAUGCAAUUUCAUUGCUUUACCAAAAAUGAUCAGAAAUUUAGUAUAUCAUGUCAGCAUCACUCACCUUUUGUCCCAUUCCCUACCCUCCUAAGAUUUUUGCAAAACAUAAAUUCAUGGAACCAUUUUUGCAAAAGAUUAUUGCUUUAACCAUGUUAACUAUUAACACUAUUCCUAUUCUGCAGUACAUUCCACGAUUCAUGUUGUGUCUUUGAAGUUGUGUGUUUGAGAGGGAUGGUUGUUGUUGUAUAGACUAAAUAGCACAGAUUGCUGCUUGCUGAGAAAAUGUUGUCGUACCUGCUUUGGAAAUUUCUGUGUUUGGAAUUAAGCAUGAGAGUCAAGAGGUCCCAGAACUUAGCAGUUAAAGAAUUAGGAGUCUGUAGAUUCACAUACGUUAGGAAACCUUAAUGACGCCUGGCCCCUCUUAAUUUCAAACACUGAAUGAUGUCAUUAUUUCUGUAUAUUGAAAGUAUAGUUGUCGGUAAAGCUAUGGUACUUCACGUUUCAUCUGUGUGAUAACAGUGAAAACAAAAUAUUCAUAUUUUUUUAGUGAUUUUCUGAUGUACGUGUACAUACAUAUAUUGCCUUUGAAGUCCAGAAGUAACUGGCAUUUGCCAGAGAUCUAUUACUAUUCAAAACUGCAGGUUUACAGAAAAUAUUAGAACGAUUGUGACAAGUAUUUGGACCAGUGUUUCACUUAGCCUUGUUAACUGAACAUUGUUUACAGAAACAUUAUUCUAGGUUGUGACUUAGAUAUAUGACAGGUGCUUGUGUCCAGCUGUUGACAGGACAACUGUAACAAGUAACUUGUUAUGCUCUCUCUGACACAGGUCUCAUAAGAGGCUAGCCCAGCAUGUCAGGUGGUAACCAUAGCACUUCAGUCAUGGGUUUGUUUCCCAAGUAAGACGUAGUAAAUUCAGCAUGUUACUUCCUCAGCUUCUGUCACUUCAUGAUGAUGAUGGUGAUGAUGAUGAUGAUGAUGAUGAUGAUAAGUAAUGCUUCCUGAUCGCAGUACUCUGUUUAUUUUAUCGUGAAGAAAUUCUUUCUAUUGCUUUGUUCUCUUUCAAAAGGGCAACUUAGAUAUUUUCUGGGUUCAACGGAGAAUGUGAUGACGAUUUGACCUUGAUAUGAAAUAUGGUUUCUAGGUACCGUACCAUACUCAUGUCUUAUUUAUGGUUCACCCGUGGUUAACUCCUGCCUCUCUUCAGGCUUUACUCAUAUUUAACUAACAUGCCAUGAUAUAACUGAAACGCUGCUUGCAUCUGGAUUCAACUUUACUCACUCACUGAUGGUAAGACCCUGUGGGGAUUCUGUCUUAGGAUGGUUUCCUAACAACCAGUGUUGGUCUUAGCAACCAGUGUUAUUCGCAGGAAGUGACCAGCUGAUCAGAGUCUGUAAGUUUGUACGUUGAUGGGUCACUGCACACAAUAUCAAUCACUCAGUUGUCUGGUCCAGACUUGAAUAUUUGCAGUCAAACUUCAAAAAGCUAGAAUAUUGCGGAAUGCAACCUUCAAACAUUAAGUCAAAAUAAAUAUAAAAAAGAUGUUAUCUUUGAAAGAAAGAUAUCAGCUAAGAUUACUAUACCCAGUGACUUUCAAAUUUUAUCCCAUUUUCUCUUGGGUGGAGUAAGGUUCCUGAGAAGACCUCAGCUGCUGAAAGAACUUGCACUUACUGUUUCUUCAUCAGAUUUUCUUAGGUUUAGUUUUUAGAUUGAGUCAGCUGAACAAAACACAGAAAUCAUGCACAGAACAAAGUCCAACGCAACCACAAAAAUAAUAUCUUGAUACGAGGGGUCUCAGUAAUGUAUGUCAUGUUUAUAUAGAUGAAUUUAUUUACAAAAUCCUUGUAUGAAUUAUUUUGUCAGAUUUUAUCAUGUUUUCAUAUUUAGUUCUGUUAUGUUUUUGUGUGUUGUGUGUUUGUAGCUUAUCAGGAGCUAUUGGGAACAAACAUUCAUAUAUUACUAUGUACAUCACAAUGUCAGUAGAAACCAUUCUGUUGUGUAUGAAACUGUGAUAAAAUCAUCCACUGAUUAGGAAACUGAACAAGGCUAUGAUUAUCUCUUGCCACUUGUUCAGUGUAAAACCUUUAUCUUGGAGUUUUCUUGGUAACAUAGUUACGUGGUGUGACAUGUUGUUUAUUUGUCAAUGGUUUUCCUGACAAUGACGAUACAAUCACAUCUUUUCACUCUUUUGUAGUAGCCUUGCUCAGUUUGAAACCCUUGAAAUUGUCUUGGAAAAUAGUUAUGUUAUUUGGUGAGGUGUGACAAGUGGUGUCUUUAAAUUACCCACUGUAUAUUUAUCAGAGGUUAUUAAAUGUAAUGAAACUGGUGAUGUUAUUUUUUUGGCAAAGAUAUGAUUAACUGAGAAUUUUGGGAAAGUAUUCUGCCCAGCAUGAAACUGAAUCAUAAUUUUUUUGAUAUUCUUGGCAAAAAUUCGUUGUUCUUAACAUCUCAUGUGGUAGAUUUAUUUGUUUGGUUUAAAAUAUGUCAACAAAUUAAUUCUCAAAUGUGGAGAAGAGUUAGGAUAAUAGUAUUUUUGCUGUGUGACAGUUUCAAAACAAGGAUAAUCCUCAAGAGCUGAUGAAUAUAUAAAGGGAAGUAACUCUUCCAAUUGUCAAUUUGUGAAUGUCCCAUGUUGCAGUCCAUUGUGUGUGUUUUAGUUAACUUAACUUUUCAGUAGCAUUGUUCAGACUGAUUUUGUAAUUAUUUCCAUUUAUCUUGAUCUGAUUGUCUGAAACUUAAUCCUUGCACCAGGUAGUGAGUAUUAUAUGUGUGUGUCAGUUCUUUUCUCAUGAUCCUCACUGUCAUAUUGAACAGAGUCAUGAUCUGACUAGAUAUGCUGUCACAAUUAUGAUCCACUAUGCAUGUACAUACAUUUAUGUGAAUCAGUUGGGAAAUGGCAUGUGAAUCAGUUUGGAAAAGUGACAUGUGAAUCAGUUUGGAAAUGUGACAUGUGAAUAAGUUGGGAAAAGUGACAUGUGAAUCGAUGGGGAUAAUGACAUGUGAAUCUGCUGGUUUCUCAGCUUCAAUGUGUUGUUCUGUGUUCUUCAUAGGAGGGACAUUUUAGCAUGUCUGUUUUUCAUGGAUAAUGCAAGCGAUUGCAGUUUGUAGGAUUUACUUUUCAUUUUACAAUUGUGACAACUAUGUGUGAAGGUGUAAAGGUCAGGGCUACUCUUUUUUGUGUCCGUUGGCACCAAAUUGUUAAAUCCAUCUCCUUCAGUCCAAAUUUCCAAAUUGAAUUAAUGUGGUUGUUUUUUGUUCCAUCAUAUUUAUAGACUGAAAGUCUUUCACUCAUCCAAAUUGUGCUGUCCAGUAAUUGUUAAUAAGGCUUAUGUAAGAUGCAUGUUUCCAUUCAUUAUAGGACUGAAAGCUUCAUAUCAGAUCAUACUCAAUAGACAUUAAGAGCACCCAAUUUUAUUCAUAAGACUAGUUAAUUAGAUAUCCUUAGACACCAUUAUAGUACCUGGUAGUAAUGUAGCAGAUUGCUUUCUAUAAAACAAAGUGGGUAUUAUUGAAGUUUAAAACUGACAUUGUGUCAUGGAUUUACUUCAUUUCUAAAUUGGUAUUAAUAAUUUAAUGAUUUGAGAUUAUGUUUGGUGCUGUAACAGUACUUGUUUUCAGAGACCAUCAACAUUGUUCACAUAACAUCUGCUUUGUUUCACAACUUAUUGAAGUCCACCAUCACCUAUGUCAUUUUUCAACCACAUUCGUUUCUCAUCCUCUCCAGUCAAGGGUAUGUUUUGUUUCAAAAUGUGAAAGAGUUUGUAAUUGGGAUGAUUAAAGGUUUGUAACUAAUCUCAGUAAUAAUUAAAACUGGUUAAUAUUGGAAAGUUGAAGCUUUUCAAUUAUGAAUAAAUAGUUUGGUUGACAGUUCUUUUACAGGUUGCCAGGUGACAGCAGAGCUGUAUCCAUGACUGGGGUUGUUUCAUUACCUAUAUGUGUGGGUUUUAUACAGAUGUGCAUAAUAUAUGUUUGUUCAUGUGGUUUACAUAUUUUGUACAUUGUGGGCGAAGACAACUGAGGGAAAUAAAUUGUUAUAUACACACCA
Molecule: messenger RNA, 6854 nt
Organism: Haliotis rubra (blacklip abalone)
Lineage: Eukaryota; Metazoa; Mollusca; Gastropoda; Lepetellida; Haliotidae
Product: translation initiation factor IF-2-like
Exons: 9
Coding region: 111-1532 (473 amino acids)
Source: RefSeq, a predicted model, not a curated record